AUGGCGAGAGAGAACGAAUCGUGCUCGAGGACCGUGGUGUCGAACUGUCUUAGGGGAAUAUUACGCUGCUUCUCGGCCGAGCGAGCCGUUGUAGAUUCAUUCUGGACCGUUGAUUAUGCCGACCGUGAUCUCGUCUCAGUCGCCUCAUUUAUAGCUCAAAAGGACCUUGAUGACGUGGCGAAUGGUGAAUCGUCCAGGCCCUGA
Messenger RNA from Sphenostylis stenocarpa, 204 nucleotides. Lineage: Eukaryota; Viridiplantae; Streptophyta; Magnoliopsida; Fabales; Fabaceae. The record is from the annotation of a GenBank genome assembly.